AUGAGGACAGAGAACCGGCGUAGAAAAGUAAAGGGCUUCGUAAGGGGUAUUGAUGUGGGAAAUGAACGGGAGCUUGAAGGGAACCAAGCGGCGUCGAACUGUGAAGAGCCUGGAAGGGCUCUGUGGGAAAUGAACAACGUGAGGCUGAGCUCAAGCUAUGAGAUGGCAGUUGGGAGAGGCGCCACAGGAGGUGAAAAGACCACACCUUCUGUCGCCAAGUUGCGUCAGUGUCCAUACUGCUCCUACUCCACUACUGUCACAACUAAUCUCAAGAACCAUUUGUGCACUCAUACAAAAGAGAAACCAUAUGCAUGUGAUCGUUGUUCCUACACACACCUAGAGGAACCUGAACAUGAAACAGGCUUUUGUGGUCUACCGUGUAGUUUUAGAGGAUCAGAGAGGAUCAGAACAACUUGCAAAUACUUCUCUAGUUAUGCAGGGCUGGACAAUGAGAAAAAGAAGUAUAGCGUGCCAAGCAGACACACACCGGGACAAGUCCUCAGCAUCUCCUCCAGGAUUCAUCAAUGUCCCUACUGCUCCUACGCAUCCAAUGUUACCACAAACCUGCGGACCCACAUGCGUACGCACACAAAAGAGAAGCCCUUUUACUGUCAGUACUGCCCAUAUCGUUCAACUACAAAGGAUCACCUUGUCAAAUAUUCGUACUCAUACUGGGAGAUGCCCUUUGCAUGUCCCCAUUGCCCACAUCGCUCGCACAGAAAGGAAACCUAA
Messenger RNA from Penaeus vannamei (Pacific white shrimp), 732 nucleotides. NCBI's taxonomy places the organism in Eukaryota, Metazoa, Arthropoda, Malacostraca, Decapoda, Penaeidae. The record is from RefSeq and is a predicted model, not a curated record.